Ochlerotatus camptorhynchus is the source of this 4318-nucleotide messenger RNA. Its product is annotated as acetylcholine receptor subunit alpha-type acr-16-like. Gene Ontology annotation, biological process: monoatomic ion transport. Gene Ontology annotation, cellular component: membrane. The coding region runs from base 18 to 587 and encodes 189 amino acids. Lineage: Eukaryota; Metazoa; Arthropoda; Insecta; Diptera; Culicidae. The transcript has 4 exons. The record is from RefSeq and is a predicted model, not a curated record.
CAUAUUUCAAUUGCAUCAUGUUCAUGGUGGCAUCGUCGGUAGUUCUCACCGUUGUGGUAUUAAAUUAUCAUCACAGAACAGCCGAUAUCCAUGAAAUGCCUCCUUGGAUAAAAUCAGUAUUUCUUCAGUGGCUGCCUUGGAUUUUACGCAUGGGACGUCCCGGUAAAAAGAUAACUCGGAAGACUAUCCUACUGUCGAAUCGAAUGAAAGAACUCGAAUUGAAAGAAAGAUCGUCAAAAUCUCUGUUGGCGAACGUGCUAGAUAUUGAAGAUGAUUUUAGACAUGCAAGUGGUGGUAUUACAGGUUCAACUACGGCGAUUAGUACGUCAGGGUUUUCUCGGCCCACUACUGUAGAAGAGCAUCACUCUAUGUCCGGAUGCUCUCACAAGGAUUUGCACUAUAUUCUGAAGGAAUUGCAGUUCAUAACGAAUCGAAUGAGGAAAGCAGAUGAAGAAGCAGAAUUGAUCAGUGACUGGAAAUUCGCCGCAAUGGUUGUUGACAGAUUCUGCCUUUUUGUAUUCACGUUAUUUACGAUUAUCGCUACAGUCACUGUGUUACUAUCGGCUCCACACAUAAUAGUGCAAUAAUAACGAAUUAAAUUUUGAUAUAAGGACUUGUUAUAUAGGUGAUCUAUUAAAAUUUAUAAGAUUUUUUAAAAUGAAACAUGUAAAUCAAGUUAGAAGUUAAUUAGAUUAUUAAAAUAGAUUUAAAAAAAAAACAAACGAUCAGUUAAAAACUGCCGACAAAUAAUGAUGAACGACAAAAAAUCUAAAACAUCAUAUGUAAACAUCGGAUGAAUACGUAUAGAUAAAAAAGAAACGAUAAAAUGUAUUUUUCUUAAAAACAGCAGAUUUGACGGAUUAAUAUCUUCUAAUCGUAAGUCCUCAAGAGAACUCAAGCAACUGUUCCUGCAAUCAUUACCAAAGCACUAUUGAGAUACCGGUGAAUAGCCUAUUUCAGAGUCAGAAAAAGGAUGUCUAUUUUUGCAUCUGCAUCAUGAAAUACAUUCCAUCAGUGUUAAGUUCAACAGAAGUAUCGUCACCGCAAAGAUUCGAAGAUUUAACCAAUCAUUCCAACAAUAAUGCUAGAAUAAAAUUAUCGCGACAGGAAAUGAAUGACAUAAGCACUAUACUAGUAAUGCAAUGAAUGAAAGGAAUUAAAUUCUUUCAAAAUAUAAAACAAAAUAUAUAUUGCUUUUUAAGACACACUCACACACAGAUGUCGUAUUAUAUACACACACAGACAUUCCAUAGUAAAACGAUAUAGUGGUUCACAUAAUUUGUAAAAAUUUCUAGUUUUGUUCCUUAUUGCAAAAUAUUAGACCUAUAUUUUAUUUAUUUUGUCAUAAGGGUGACCAUUUCCAUGGUAGGGUGGUUCAAAAAACCGAUUUUUUUCAGAUAUGACUCUUUUAAAAAAAAUCAUAACUUUUGAAACAUUUGGUUUUAAAGAUCAACAUAUCAAUUGAACGGUAAUUUAAAAUAUUUUUUUAGGAAAAAAUAUAAUGAUGUUUAGAAAUUUGGAUUUUUUUAUUGAAAAACAUUGACGGUAUUUGAUUUUUUUGGGAUUCAUGGUUUGUAGACAGAGGGCACAAUAUGUUUUUAUAUUUUUCCUUGAGGUUUUCGGUCUCUAUGAAUGUCAUGGUAGUCUAGGAUCAGAAAUUGAAAUAAGUAUAGAUAAUGUGAUAUGUUACAGUCGAUUUUUUGACCACCCUAACAUAGAAAUGGUCACCCUAAUGACAAAAAAAACGGAUCUACUAUUUUGCAAUAAGGAACAAAACUUUCAAUUUUUACGAAAUUAUGAGAAUCACUGUAUCGCUUUGCUAUGAAAUGGCUGAGAUAUAUGUAUAUAGAAAAGCCUGGUGGCAUAUAUACAGUUGUUUUCGAUUAAAUAGCAGCGCAUGCCGAUUUUCAUACAAAAUGGUCAACUUUGACAUGAUGUAACAUUGUUAACUUAUGAUCACUUGAGCUGAAUCGUUCGCCAAAGAACUACAAAUAUGUUCAAUUUUAGGAUUACAAAAUAUUAAAUUUUUGAAAGCACCUGCCGGAAAGUGAGACACCAGGUAAAAUUGUUCAAAAUAAUAGCAGUACUAAUAAUUUUCAACAAAUGUACAUAAUAGUUAAAAAUGUUUAACAUAUUUGCAGCACGUAAAUUUUUAAAUAAAAAACUGCUAUUAUUUUGAACAAUUUUACCUGGUGUCUCACUUUCCGGCAGGUGCUUCCAAAAAUUUAGUAUUUUGUUAUCGUAAAAUUGAACAUAUUUGCAGUUCUUUGGCGAAAGUUUCAGCUCAAUUGAUCAUAAAUUAACAAAGUUGAAUCAUGUCAAAGUUGACCAUUUUGUAUGAAAAUCGGCAUGCGCCGAGAAAAAAUACAAAACUGAAAUUGACCGCUUCAGAUUUGAACCAAAUUUGAAGCGGAUGUUUAUUUUGGUCUAACUUUUAUGAAUUCACAUUUUUGUGCCAAUCGAAGCACCCCUUGGCCUGGGGAGGAUUUUCUAUUUUUCGUGAUUUUCAAGAAAGCACUACUUUCUUUUAUCAAUAUCUUCGGAACAAACAAAGCUUGAUUUACAUUGUUGAAUGUUUUUAAGAAAAAAUUAGACAAGUAAACUUAAUACAAAUUCAUUGUGUCUAUGCAGUGUUGCCAAUUUUUUUAUAUUUGCAUUUAAAAACAUAAACCAUACUUUUUUUCGGAAUGUGUACUUUCAGAUUUCCAUUCUGACAUCACCAUCGUGUUCCCCAUCCUUUUUUUUUAUAUAAAAAACGCAACAAAAUGUUAUAUGCGUAUUUCCUGAGAUACAGAAUUUUGAAUCAAAGAAUUCCAAAAAUUAUGAGAAACUCUAUUUUUUUCAAUUUUAUUUUCGAGCGCUCUUCUAAGUAAAACAACUAAUUUUUCUCACCUAUUGUUUCAAAUAUUUAAGAAUGAAGAAAAAAACAGAAAGUUUCAAAUAUUUUUUUAAGCAAGAAAAUAUGAAAUCAAAACUACAUUGUUUCCAGUGUUGCCAAAUUUUAAGAUUACUUUUCCAUCUUAAAACAUUAUUGGAAUGUUUUGUGGAUUUAAUGUUUCGAGGAUGCCGUCGGUCUCCGUUUCGCAAUUUAGUGCCAAUCACCGACAAUCGAAUGUACAGAGAGCAGCUUCCUCAUAUGUGUAUGAUAUCGCACCCAUCAACACAGAUAGGCGGGAACCAACGACUUUACUUGUGGACAGUGAUUAUUAGCAAAUUGAUAUGUUUCCUCUCUCAAACGCUCUCAAUAUCACGCGUAAUAUUGGAGCAAAAUGUCAUACAAUUGAUUUUACAAACUCCUUUGUUAUUGCGAGACUAUUCACAACGUGUAAAGUUGAAGCCUCGAUUGAAGCUGGGAGUUGAAUCGACGCAAAAAUGAUCCCGUUGCACCUCGUUUUUUAAGAAAGAGAAGGUUUACUAGUGCUAUCUCUUUUUUUAUCUUCAUCGAUGGCAGACACGAAGCGACUGCUACCAAUCGUUAUGGAUGUUUCGGUUGCGUUCGGGUGUAGAGCAAAAAUCAUGAAACUCAAUCUCACCACAGUUUGGAAAGAUUUGCAGCUGCUGAGUUUUGUUAGCUUGAUAUUCUGAAUUGCAUCAUCACAGCUUGCAAUAUCAACCGCAGUUGUGUGCUAGUUGAUUUUUAUCUACAAAAAUCAAGCGUAAUUUUGAGCUUUGAUGAGAUUUGAUUUUUUUUUUAAUUUUGUUAACACUGCUAGUGGAUAAAAGUAUUUGAUUUAAAUAUUUGAUUUGAUAGCACCAUUGCGUUCCACAUACUUUUUACAUAGAAGAUGGAUUAAACAACAUAAGUUGAAAGUAUAGGUGCCGUUGUAUAGAGUUUUGGAAAAAAAUAUAAAUUAUGAUAAAAAAGUGUUUAUCCGCGUUAUUCUAAAGCAAAAAUGGUAAUCGUAUUAGAAAGCUCGCAAAUAACAACUGUGGUACUGCAUUUAGAAAACUAAGUUGAGGGCCAGCGUGAGCGGCGCCGGUGGUAUAGUGGUAAGCGUAAUAACCUCUCACCCCAGCAGGCCAGGGUUCAAUCCUAGUCGGCGCCACCGGAAUGUUCUGAGGCAUAACAUCUCUGAUCAUGCCUUUCUUCGGAAGGGAAGUAAAGCCGUUGGUCUCCGGUUCAUGACUUGAUGGGUCGAUAGUUAGGGUCCAGGUGUGGGAGUUGCCUCCCUGGUGUCAAACAAAUCAAAGAAAAAAAAAAGAGGGCCAGCGUGAUGUUCCACUAGUGACGUAAUAAAUCCAAUAUAAUAAGAAAGACGGCUUCAAUCAAUUCAUAAUAAAAUCAGUUUCAAGUACCGUUAAACGGGGUAUCUUUGAU